UGUAAUGAUAGCGUUUAUAAGGAAUUUUUUUACAUUAUACUAGUACAUGAACAUUUGUGCUUUUAACAUGUCGAAUAUUGUAUUAUACAUGUAUCAAUAAUCUACACAUAAAAGUUUUCUCAUGUUAAAUGUCUCAUAGGUUACUUGAUUUGCAUAAUCAAAAUCAUUUAAUCAUUAUUCAAUCAUUUGUGGAAAAAAAGUUUUUUAAUAUAUUUAUUUAAACAAAAAACAAAAACAAAAACAAAACCCAAAAAAAAAAAACAAAAACAAAAAACAACAAAAAACAUAAAAAAAAAAAACAAACAAAAAAACAAAACAAAAACAAGAGAAAAACAAGAGAAAAAACAUUAAAGCAUAUGUUUGAUUAUUUACAAAUUGAUUUCAGAUAACGUUUGAUCUUCAUCUUGUUGAUUACCAAUGGAAGCACCAGGGUUGCCUAGUUUUACCAUUCAGGCAAACAGUACCUUUGUGCUAUCGGGUGAUACCCUUGCCAUUAAGUGUCUCAUAUAUAACAUUUCCAUACUAACCCUUGUGAAUAGCUACUCAAUAAACUGGUUUAAAGAUGACGUGCAGAUCACAAAAUCAUUCAGUGACGUCAUCAAUGAUGCGAAAUAUAGGGUGCAGUUGAAUAUUGCAAAGCAGGAACAGAAUGUGAUGUCUGAGCUGCAGAUAAAAAAUAUAACAAUUGAAGACGUAGGUUCUUUUACUUGUGAACUGAAGGGAGGCAAUAUCAUUAAACAGAGACAGUCAAUUUUCAUACUAAUUGAUGAUUCGAAUGGAACAAUAUAUGUAAACUUGACAGGUUACGAUGUUCCUAACGUAACCAAUUUAGGAAUUAGUACGAGUCAAACUCCAUUCUAUAAAACACACAAUAAGUUUGAUGCCGAUGAUGUGACGCCUGUAGAAAUGAUGGAGACGAAUGUAACAAACACAACGGUUGCCAUGGAAAACAUCACGGACUAUGAUAUUACAGAUAUCACAGAUAUCCCAUCUGUAGAAAUGAUAUCGAGUAGUAUGCCAGAAGAAAUCACGAACUAUGGACAGACGACAAUAAUCAACAUCAAGAAUACAACAUUAUCCGGUGAAUUGAAAGUACGAUCCGGACAAGAUUCAACUGGUAUUAUUAUAGGAAUCGGUGUGACUGCAUUCAUCAUAGUAGUGAUAGGACCAUGUAUAUUAUUGACCAUAAGAGCAGUGAAAAGACACCGAAAGAGAAGAUUGCAUAUCUCAGGACCCAACGAUGAAAGACCCCGAGAUAGCGUGUCAUUGGACAGUUACGACGAUGUAGACACAAAUGAAUAUAUGAACCAUUCCAUGGAAAACAUAAAAAACACAAGAGAAAAUACAGACAUAGAUUGUUCUAUUGAAGAAAACUAUCAGGAAUUUAUAGCAUAUUAUCAGGAAUUUGAAUUUGGGAUAUCAACAGGAGCAACAGGUGGCAAUGACAACAGACACACUGAAAACCAAACCGCAGGCUCUCCUUAUAAUAGAAUAGUACGGAAAAGUUUUAAAAAUCGUGAAAAGUUUUUAAGUAUGAAUCCAUUUUCUAAGGAUUAUGAUUCGAUCUCCGCGAAAUCUGCGAAAACUGACGAUACAGAGGCAAGAAAUGACAGAAGAAAACACAAUUAUGAAAAAUGUCACAUAAAAGUCUUAGAAGAAUAUAAGUAAAAUACAAAUUCUGCAAGCUAGCUCUUUAUGAAUGUAAACAUGUAUACAUGUAACACGUAAACAUUUAUACAUGGUUCACUGUACAAUGUGCGCAAAAUAGAACACAUAAAAAGGCCAAUGAAAUAACGGACAUAGCAAGAAUGCAUACUUUUUUAAAACAAUUUUACAUUUUGUGACAGCCCAAGGCACAACAGUUAUUAUUAUUGAAAGGGUCCAAGGUCCUGGGGCUCAUAUUGGUCAGGGGUUGACACAGCGUGUAAAAUGGAAAAUGGUAUGAAGUAUUUUAUCUGUUGCAUAAUGAAUAAUAACAUGUCAAAGACAUUUUCUAAGCCUAAACUCUAUGACUAUUUAUAGACGCGUGAAUUACUUUAGACGAUAUUUUGGGACGUAUAAUGAUUGCCUUAAAUUUUUACCUGAUUUGAAGUGAAAACAAAAACAAAAAAACCCCAAGAGUUGCUAAUGAAGGGCUGUACGGAUUCGUAUCAGCCCUACAUAUUAAUAUCUGCAUUGUGGAAUCUGUAUUAGCAACACAGGCUUAUUUGAAUAUCAUAAGUAAGCUGAUUCGCAUAUGCACACUUUUGUACUAAUAGCGAAGUAUUUGAUAUAAUUGGUUUUAACAUUUAUGAUGAUAAUCAAUAUAUAUAUUCAAAUUUUUAUCAAUUAAAACGGGGCGAGAUUGAAAGUAUCAAAAUAUAUAUUCAGAACCCAACACCAAUCAUUUUUGUAAUCAUUUAAGGCAUGAAUGUUAACAACGUAAUAUUCAUUAAAAAGACACAAAUACUCCUUAAGUUUCUUUGUGCGAUUCUAUGUUAUGCUUAUCUAUGUACUAUUCCCAUUGACACUACUUGAAGUAAGUAUCCAGUAAGGAAGACAACCCUGGGGUAGAUUGUUGUUUUGACUACACGUUUUAGUUAAGUUUUUCAUUACAAACGAAGCUUAUCUAUUUUGCAUUAAAAAAAACUGUUUAUUUGUUUAUUCGUUUACUUGUAGAUAGGAAUGCGCGAAACAACUGAUUUGUCUUACGAUAUACCAACUUAAAUGUAAAUAUUUUAACGCAUAACAAAAAACAAUGCUUACAAAUGAUGAUUAUGUAUAUAUUUUUGUAACGCUGUCUUAUUUUGUGUACAUAAACUAGUUUAAUAAACCCUUCGAUGCCGACCAUAUGGUUGCACACUUCAUUUAACACUGGUGCAAAUUCCUUCAAAUUUUAAAUUUUAGAUUAGGAUACCAAUGUUUCUUUAAGUAUUUACAUCGUCGAAGAUUAUGUUCAAUCCUUUUUUUCAAUUUAUCCAUGAUCUUGUCACAUAUUGUUUGACUAUAUUCUAAAUAUCAAGUCAAAAAUGAAUUAACACUGUUUGUUCUACAAUGGAAAGAAAUCAGUCAGAAUUCACAUUAACAUUCUCAUUUUCUUUCAUUUGUGUGAUAACUUUCAACCAACAUAGAUACCUGAUGUAUUAUUUCAAACAUAAGAUACGGAACUUAAAACUGGGGUAUUGCAAGGUUUUAUUUAAAAAAUAGACACUUCUAAUAAAUAAAAGGAGGACAGUGAGUGUUUUUAAAGAAAGAAAAAAAAACCUCAUUAACGUAUGCCUAAUGGACCAAGGUAAAACAAUGUUAAUGUCAUUAAGAAUACCUAGUUAAGAGUUUCAAAGGAACCACAGUGAAAUAUUUUAAUUCUAAUUGUAACACAGCAUUUAAUUGGCUGAUACAGAAGGAGGGGCAUGUGUUAUAUUGUAUAAUAUAACUUGCUAUGAGGACACACCCCUUUGACAACAUC
Magallana angulata is the source of this 3445-nucleotide messenger RNA. RefSeq lists its product as uncharacterized. The coding region runs from base 418 to 1668 and encodes 416 amino acids. The transcript is spliced from 6 exons. Lineage: Eukaryota; Metazoa; Mollusca; Bivalvia; Ostreida; Ostreidae. The record is from RefSeq and is a predicted model, not a curated record.